Trichobilharzia regenti is the source of this 468-nucleotide messenger RNA. Lineage: Eukaryota; Metazoa; Platyhelminthes; Trematoda; Strigeidida; Schistosomatidae. The record is from the annotation of a GenBank genome assembly.
AUGUUUUUUAUUGUAUACUGUGUGGAUCUGCCACAAUUCAGUCCAGCUGGAAGUGAUUAUAUAGGAAGUGGGGAAAAGUAUUCUUAUGCAUUAUACGCUUCAGUUACACUAUCGUAUAAAAAUGCUAAAGAACGUUGUAGAACUAUGCAUACUGGUGGGGAAUUACUUAAAAAUGCAAGUAAAAGUAAAGAUCUUGAUAAGAUUAUUUAUCCAUUACUUUAUAUUGGUUAUAUCAACAUGAAUACGGAAUUCUGGAUUGGUGAUGAUGUGGAUGACAGUGAAAAUUGUAUUGAUGGGAAAUGUAAUUCAGCACGUAUAUUGAAAUUAAUUGCUCAUGUGGAUGAAGUAUCUCCAUCCACCUUUGAAGUAAGACAAAAAGAUGAACUACACGGAUUUAUUUGUGCUUUUCCAAGCUAUUUAAGCAAUGUCUGUCCGAAAGGUUUUAAACCGUUUAAAUCUCUUAGAUGA